Messenger RNA from Ictalurus furcatus (blue catfish), 1374 nucleotides. RefSeq names its product tRNA methyltransferase activator subunit 11-2 (gene trmt112). NCBI's taxonomy places the organism in Eukaryota, Metazoa, Chordata, Actinopteri, Siluriformes, Ictaluridae. Gene Ontology annotation, biological process: peptidyl-glutamine methylation; rRNA (guanine-N7)-methylation; tRNA methylation. The transcript is spliced from 4 exons. The record is from RefSeq and is a predicted model, not a curated record. Gene Ontology annotation, molecular function: protein heterodimerization activity. Bases 758 to 1129 code for a protein of 123 amino acids.
AAUAAAUAAAACCUGUACAUUGGAAUAAGGUUUUGUAAUAUGAUUGGUAAAUUGUCAAUCUCUCUGCCAAUGUGUGGUGCUGUUUUAACCUACACACACUGGCCACUUUAAUAGGAAUACCUGUACCCAUGCUUAUUUAUGCAAUUAUCCGAAUAUCAUGCAAAUAAUAUCUGCUGGAGAAAAUGUUAUCAUGGACUUUUUGAUGGUGGCAGAAACUGUGACAGAAAUCAAGGUCUGUGAUUUUUUUGUUUUGUUUUGUUUGUUUGUUUGUUUAUUUGUUCGUUUGUUACACUGCUCCGUUAUAUGUUUAACUGGUCGACGUGUCCAGUCCGUAAACCAGUAGGUCUACACGUCAUGUUUUGGAAUGUAAUGUGUUUGUCAGUGAAUAGGUUCAGGAAUAAAAAAUCUCUAUGGUUCCAAUAAAUAGCAGGAAUAUCAUUGUACAUAUUUGGAUAUUGAGCCUCGUAAUGAAUAGUUCAUGAAAUACGUGUGUAGUGAGGGGCGACGUGGAGUUGUUUUUACAGAUAAAAGGGUGUACAGAAAGUGAUCGUUAGUUUGAGAGCCCCUGUUUAACACGAGUCUGUUCAUGGCCUGCAGGUGGCACUGUCGUGCCUGAGUUUAUCCUUAACGCUUAUUUCAACAGCACAGAAGAACAACACGUGAUAGCAAAGCUAGUGAAUACUUAUUAUACCUAGCCCGUGGUGAUCUAUAUAUUUUUAAAUUCUUCCUUAGAUAUAACAUCACAGAGACUGCUACAAUGAAGUUGCUAACGCAUAACAUGUUGACGUCGCAUGUGAAAGGAGUAACUAAAGGAUAUCCUCUGCUGAUCAAGGCGACAGAGGUCAAAGUGAAUGAAAUCGAGUUCAACCCUCAGUUUGUGAGCCGAAUGAUACCAAAGUUGGAGUGGAGCGCUUUAAUCCAAGCAGCUGAAGGGCUGGGAUAUCUGCAGGAACUCCCCAGCACACCUGUAUCAAACUAUGAGAACGAUGAAGACUUUUUACGCAAAGUGCACAGAGUCCUACUGGAGGUGGAGGUGAUAGAGGGGGCUCUGCAGUGUCCUGAGUCUGGUAGAGAAUUCCCCAUCUCAAGAGGAGUUCCCAACAUGCUCCUCAAUGAAGACGAGUCAUAGGAGAUGUCCCCACUCCCGUUUUGUUCAUAUACAACAAACAGACAACACACCACAUUACAGUUGUAUGGGAUUUCAGCAGAGUUUAAUCGCAUUGCACUGAGUCGAGAUAUCAAAAAUCCAAACCCGGUCCUUAAUUUAAGAAGUUAAUCUUAAUAGCCAGUUCCACUGGUACUGGCCCUUGUUUCUUCAGUUCUUGCUUUUAUUAUGUUUUGUAAUAUACUUUUCAAUAAAAUCAUGUUACAACA